This is a messenger RNA of Castor canadensis (American beaver), 2242 nucleotides long. RefSeq names its product ectonucleotide pyrophosphatase/phosphodiesterase 2 (gene Enpp2). NCBI's taxonomy places the organism in Eukaryota, Metazoa, Chordata, Mammalia, Rodentia, Castoridae. Gene Ontology annotation, biological process: estrous cycle; phosphatidylcholine catabolic process; immune response. The record is from RefSeq and is a predicted model, not a curated record. Gene Ontology annotation, molecular function: calcium ion binding; alkylglycerophosphoethanolamine phosphodiesterase activity; scavenger receptor activity.
CUAUGGAUUACAGCCACCAAGCAAGGGGUGAGAGCUGGAACAUUCUUUUGGUCUGUCUCCAUCCCUCAUGAGCGGAGAAUAUUAACCAUCCUACAGUGGCUGACACUGCCAGACAGCGAGAGGCCUUCAGUCUAUGCCUUCUAUUCUGAGCAACCUGACUUCUCUGGACACAAAUAUGGCCCUUUUGGCCCUGAGAUGACAAAUCCUCUGAGGGAAAUUGACAAAACUGUGGGGCAAUUAAUGGAUGGACUGAAACAACUCAAGCUGCAUCGGUGUGUAAAUGUCAUCUUUGUUGGAGAUCACGGUAUGGAAGAUGUCACAUGUGAUAGAACUGAGUUCUUGAGCAACUACUUGACAAAUGUGGAUGAUAUUACUUUAGUGCCUGGAACUCUCGGAAGAAUUCGACCCAAAUUUAGCAAUAAUGCUAAGUAUGACCCUAAAGUCAUUAUUGCUAAUCUCACGUGUAAAAAACCAGACCAGCACUUUAAGCCAUACAUGAAACAGCACCUUCCCAAACGUUUGCACUAUGCCAACAACAGAAGAAUUGAAGAUAUCCAUUUAUUGGUGGACCGCAGAUGGCAUGUUGCAAGAAAACCUUUGGAUGUUUAUAAGAAACCAUCAGGAAAAUGUUUUUUCCAAGGGGAUCAUGGAUUUGAUAACAAGGUCAAUAGCAUGCAGACUGUUUUUGUAGGUUAUGGCCCAACAUUUAAGUACAAGACUAAAGUGCCUCCAUUUGAAAAUAUUGAACUUUACAAUGUUAUGUGUGAUCUCCUGGGGUUGAAGCCAGCGCCUAACAAUGGAACACAUGGAAGUUUGAAUCACCUACUACGUACAAUUUCCUUUAGGCCAACCAUGCCAGAGGAAGUUACCAGACCGAAUUAUCCAGGGAUUAUGUACCUUCAGUCUGAUUUUGACCUGGGAUGCACCUGUGAUGAUAAGGUAGAGCCAAAGAAUAAACUGGAUGAACUCAACAAACGACUUCAUACAAAAGGGUCUACAGAAGAGAGACAUCUUCUCUACGGACGACCUGCAGUGCUCUAUCGGACUAGAUAUGAUAUCUUAUAUCAUUCUGACUUUGAAAGUGGUUACAGUGAAAUAUUCUUAAUGCCACUCUGGACGUCAUAUACUGUUUCCAAACAGGCUGAGGUCUCUGGCAUCCCUGAGCAUUUGACCAAUUGCGUCCGCCCUGAUGUUCGUGUUUCUCCGAGUUUUAGUCAGAACUGUUUGGCCUACAAAAAUGAUAAACAGAUGUCCUACGGAUUCCUCUUUCCUCCUUAUCUGAGCUCUUCACCAGAAGCUAAAUAUGAUGCAUUCCUUGUAACAAAUAUGGUUCCAAUGUAUCCUGCUUUCAAACGGAUAUGGAAUUAUUUCCAAAGGGUAUUGGUGAAGAAAUACGCUUCAGAAAGAAAUGGAGUUAAUGUGAUAAGUGGACCAAUUUUUGACUAUGACUAUGAUGGCUUACGUGACACAGAAGAUGAAAUCAAACAGUAUGUGGAAGGCAGUUCCAUUCCUGUCCCAACUCACUACUAUAGUAUCAUCACCAGCUGCUUAGAUUUCACUCAGCCUGCUGAUAAGUGUGAUGGCCCCCUCUCUGUGUCCUCUUUCAUCCUUCCUCACCGAUCUGACAAUGAUGAGAGCUGCAAUAACUCAGAGGAUGAGUCGAAAUGGGUAGAAGAACUCAUAAAGAUGCACACAGCUCGUGUGCGUGACAUCGAACAUCUCACCAGUCUGGAUUUCUUCCGGAAGACCAGCCGGAGCUAUUCAGAAAUUCUGACACUCAAGACAUACCUGCAUACGUAUGAGAGCGAGAUUUAACUUUCUUAUCAGUGCAGUGCAGUCUUAUUAACUGGUGUAUAUUUUUAUAUUGUGUUUGUAUUUAUUAAUUUGAAACCAGGACAUUAAAAAACACUUAGUAUUUUAAUCCUAUACCAAAUCUGACAUAUUAAGCCUGAAUGACUCCACUGUUUUUUCUUUAAUGCUUGAUUUAGGUAGUCGUGUGUUCCAAGUAGAGCUUGUAAUAAAUACUGCAGCUUGAGUUUUUGGUAGAAGCUUCUAAAUGGUGCUGCAGAUUUGAUAUUUGCAUUGAGGAAAUAUUAAUUUUCCAAUGCACAGUUGCCACAUUUAGUCCUGUACUGUAUUGAAAUACUGAUUUUGUAAAGUUGCAUUCAUCUGCUGUUAACUAUGACAGACAUAUUUAAGCCUUAUAGACCAAUCUUAAAUAUAAUAAAUCACACAUUCAGUU